AUUGUUUCAGUGACUGCCACCUACUUUUGGAUUUGCACGGAGCCUUUUUGAUUUGACAUUUUCUUCUAUUUGUAAACUCUUGACAGAUCGAUCAACAUUAAUUAAACCACCAUGCGUAGUUUAGGGAUCUUAGAGCAAAAACUGUCUACCGUUACUAACUCUGAGAUUCAGGGUCAUGCUUUUAUCGCUCCUGAUCCCGAAUCCUCAACAGUAUAUGUAGCAUUCGUCGAUUCAGAUUCUCAAGUUCGAGUGGCGGCCAGUGGGUUAAUACCUGGCGAGCCUUCAGCUUUUGCAGAAAUUGGCCGUUGCCAUGGUUCAGCUAUUGUCAACUUUACGUAUAUUGCUGAUCUUCAAGUUGUUUGUUUGGCAACUAUCGAAGGUGAUAUAGUUCACUUCAGUAAAGAACGUUUUGAAAGCGAGGCUGAAGCUAUGGAAAUUAUGGGCUCAGUUGAUGCUGGUAUUCAUGCUAUGUGCUGGAGUCCUGAUCAAGAUUUAGUUGUGUUGGUUACGGGCGAAAAGAAAGUUUUGGAAAUGACACAAGAGUACGAUCCUAUCACCGAAUUCGAGCUUCAUGUUCAAGAGCAAGGUGAAGGUGUCCAGCACAGUGUUGGAUGGGGUAAAAAGGAAACACAAUUUCACGGAUCUGGUCAAAGAGCAAAGUUGAAAGAAAAGGUGGACACAACAAAAUUCACAACUUCAGACGAUGAUGACCAGAAACCACGCGUCGCUUGGAGAGGUGAUGGCAGUUUCUUCACAAUUUCAGAUGUUGACCCACAGAAAGUUGCACGUGUGAUACGUAUCUAUAAUCGUGAAGGCAUCCUACAAAAUACGAGUGAGCCUGUGGACAGAUUAGAACAUGCUCUGGAUUGGCGACCAUCUGGUAAUUUGAUUGUAGCAAGUCAACGCUUGCCUCACCGUCACGAUAUUGUGUUUUUUGAAAGAAACGGACUACGACACGGUGAAUUUGCUUUAAGAGAACAAGAAAACAUAAAGCAAAAAGUAUUGGAAGUGAAGUGGAAUGCAGACUCAACAAUUCUAGCUGUCUGGAUCGAGGAAGAAGGCCAGAAGUCUGUUCAAUUAUGGACAUCAAAGAAUUACCAUUGGUACUUAAAGCAGCAUCUUAUUCUUUCCAAGAAGAGGGAUGUCAUUGCGUUUUCAUGGGAUGUCGAAAAUCCUUUGCUUGCUCAUAUGGUUACCAGCGAUGGUCAGUAUGAACGACUCACCUUUACUUUGGAAGCUUACUGCAGUACUUCUAUUGAUGAAGCGAACCCUGGAUACGUAGCAGUUAUUGAUGGAUCGGAGUUGCUCUUGACACCCUUCAGUUAUAUGAAUGUUCCCCCACCUAUGAGUGCGCUCAACAUUAGUACUAAUGGAAAUAUCCAAUAUGUCACAUUCGGACCCGAAUCAAACGGAUUAAAUGUUGCUGUUAUCACAACCGAAAAAAUUCAAUUAUAUAGUCUUCCUGAAAGGGGUGUUGGUAGCGUGUCAUUGUUAGGUGAAUUUGAACUGCCUGAAAUCACCAACAACAACGAAUCUUACGCCAAAAAUGCUAUUCGACAAUUAUGUUGGAUUAGUGAAGAUAAAUUCGCUUACUGCCAAUUUGAUGAAGAUUUGCAAGCUGAUAUUCUUUGUAUUGCUAACUUCAGUCUUGGCGACAAAAACAUGACAAUCACUACCGCACCUCUUGAUGGUCAAUGUGGACGCAUAUAUUUUAACGCUACCUAUAAGGACCUUUUAUUGGAAAUGGUCGAUGGAUCAGUGUAUAACAUUGAUAUUGUUGAAGGAGCGCCUGUUAUCAGCCAAAUUCAAAUAUUCGCUGACUUUUGCCCUUGGAUUGCCACUUGCCGUGUUGGUAUCGAAAAAGAGACUUCAGAACGAACCAUUAUUGGUUUAACUGAUCGUAGCAAGCUUUACGUCAAUACCAAACUUAUUUCGUCCGAAGCUACCUCAUUCUUUUUACGUAGUAAUUGGUUAGUCUUUUCAACAACUAGUCAUACAGCGAGAUUUGUGGCUUUAGAUAGAUGUAGCCUGGAUAAUCUGAAACUCACAGAUGAAGCAAACGAUCCUUACGAUGAAACUUCCAGACGCCUUGAACGUGGCUCUAAAAUCGUCAUUGCCACUCAACAUAAGCCGAACUUAGUUUUGCAAAUGCCACGUGGUAACCUUGAAACCAUCAAUCCUCGCGCUUUUGUCUUGGCAACUAUUCGUGAAGAUUUAGAAGCACUCGAUUACCGCUCUGCUUUCAUUGCUUGUAGAAAAAAUCGAAUUGAUCUAAACAUUUUGUAUGAUACUAAUCCCGAACGCUUUGUUGAAAACAUCCGUACCUUUAUUCAACAGGUACCAGAAGUCGAUUAUUUGAAUUUGUUUUUAUCAAAUCUCCGAAAUGAAGACACAACCGUUACAAUGUACCAUAGCGGUGAGCGACCUUCUGUUGGCGAAUCUUCAGCCGCGAACAUUGAUAACAAGGUUAAUAGCAUUUGUGGAGCCGUUAGAGAUGUUCUUUUCGAACUAGGUCGCGACUAUUAUAUUCAGUCUAUUUUGUCCACUUAUGUCAGAAGUUCUCCGCCCGACCUUGAAUCUGCCAUGUCUUUAUUGUCAGACAUCCGUCAAUCAGAUAUUCAAGCUGCUGAAGAUGCUUUGAAAUAUACAAUCUUUUUGUGCAAGGCUGAUUUACUCUAUAACGUUGCUUUGGGCAUGUAUGAUUUCCCCCUUACUUUGAUGGUCGCACAACAAGCUCAAAUGGAUCCUAAGGAAUACCUUCCGUUCUUACAAGAGCUCAAAAGCUUCGCUAAGUAUUAUCAGCGCUAUAAGAUUGAUGAUCAUCUCAAGCGAUACGAGAAGGCUUUAAAGAAUCUGUGCUUAGCCGGCGACGAGCAUUUCGAUGAGUUACUUGAAUACAUGCAAAAGCAUUCUCUUUACCAUGUUGCGAUUGAAGAGUUCGCUAACAAAAAGAAGCAAAAAUUGAUCAUUCUUGAUACUUAUGGUGGACAUUUGGAUUUCAAAACAAAAUAUGAGGAAGCGGGUAUAGUUUACACUAUGGCUGGUAAUUUGGAAAAAGCUUUAGAGUCUUAUCGUAUGGCCGGAUGUUGGAGAGAAGCCUUUUCCAUAAUCAAACAAUUAAGGUUCUCAGUCGAGGAAAUACAUAACCUAGCUUAUGAUAUGAUUGAGCAUCUAAAAGAAAAACGUCGAUAUCAAGAAGCUGCUAUGGUUGCUAAAGAUUAUUGUAACGAUACUGAAGAGGCUGUCGAUUGUCUUUUAAAAGGUAGUGCAUGGAAGGAAGCUGAACGUAUGUGCUAUAAUUUUGAUCGCCCCGAUCUUAUCGAAACGCACGUCAAGCCUGGUCUUGUCGAAGGUUAUACUCAAAUGGACGAUGAUAUUGACGAAAUGAUGGCACAAUUCCAUAAACAAAGUGCUCGCCUUGUGGAGCUUCGUACGAAGAAACCGGAGCAGGUGGCUAACAAUCCCAUGGCAAAUGAUGAAUCCUUGGAUAAUAUCGAUAUGUUCUCCGAUACAACGUCCAUGUACAGCCAGUUUACAAGAUAUACGAGCGCAUCAUCGAGAGUGUCUACAGUGACGUCUCAAGGCACAUCGAGCUCUAGAAAAACUUCCAAAUUAAGAAAGAAAGAAGAGCGAAAGAGAGCUCGUGGAAAGAAGGGCACGGUGUAUGAAGAAGAAUAUAUUGUCAACUCCAUCAAGAAGUUGAUUGAGAAAGCCAGUAAUAUGCAAAGUGAACUGGGCAGCUUGAUCCGAGCUCUUGUACCCUUCGAUUAUGUAGAAGAAGCGCGGGCAAUCCAAGAAAAAUUCGACAAAUUUUUGAAGGAACUUCAAGACUGUAUGGACACUGUUUUUGUCCCGCUACAGCUUGUAGUCCACAUGUAUGCUACUAUGGAAGAACUUGAGGAAGCGAGGAACAAUCCCAAGACGAUCGAAAAACCUACCAUUGCUAAAGUUGAAUGGAAACUGAACUUAUUGUAGUUACAAAUUAUUCUAGUUAAAAAGUUUUCCCCUUACUCUUCUUAUUCUCAUAUUCUCUUCAGUGUAAAGUCGCCCUUCCUUUGUUAUCAAUCUGAUUUCUCUUACUAUAGAAUAGAAUUAAGAAUGUGAAAAUUUUUUUAUGUUCAGUUCGUGUGGGGGGAUAUUACCUUUUCGCAAUACCAACAAUAUCAGCAAUUGAGAGGCAUACAAGCUCGAUUCUGCUAGCAAUUUGCAAAUAGCCAUCCGCCAAACUUGUUAAAUAAUAGAUACGAUUAUAAUAAAUAAAUCU
Molecule: messenger RNA, 4264 nt
Organism: Mycotypha africana
Lineage: Eukaryota; Fungi; Mucoromycota; Mucoromycetes; Mucorales; Mycotyphaceae
Product: IKI3 family-domain-containing protein
Exons: 5
Coding region: 112-3975 (1287 amino acids)
Biological process (GO): tRNA wobble base 5-methoxycarbonylmethyl-2-thiouridinylation
Cellular component (GO): cytosol; elongator holoenzyme complex
Molecular function (GO): tRNA binding; protein binding
Source: RefSeq, a predicted model, not a curated record